AUGUCGGGUGAACUUGCCAGUAUUCUCACAUCGCACAAUUUGCCCAGUCGACGCAAUCUGUCCAACGGUGCGCAUUCCAACGGACUGACAGAUGGCAGCCACAUUGGUGAUGGUAGUCAGCACGGCGCGGAGGUGACGUCACGUGACCGGUGGUGCGACUUCCAGCUGCGUGGCGGCGUGCGGGCAUGGAAUGACGCGCCGGGGGCUGAAAGCCAAUCCGCUCACGAGUUUUCCGUCUCCAUUGUAGCGACGCGAAACGGACCAACGGGAGAACAGGAGGAACAGGACAAGGAUAUAUAA
Mesocestoides corti is the source of this 300-nucleotide messenger RNA. The record is from the annotation of a GenBank genome assembly. NCBI's taxonomy places the organism in Eukaryota, Metazoa, Platyhelminthes, Cestoda, Cyclophyllidea, Mesocestoididae.